Messenger RNA from Camelina sativa (false flax), 387 nucleotides. The record is from RefSeq and is a predicted model, not a curated record. Lineage: Eukaryota; Viridiplantae; Streptophyta; Magnoliopsida; Brassicales; Brassicaceae.
AUGGCUUCUUCAUCUUCAUCUUACGACAUAUUCCCAAGUUUCAGAGGCAAAGACGUCCGACAAACUUUUCUCAGCCACUUGCUCAACGAGUUCCAGCACCGGAAGAUCAUAUCAUUCGUGGACAAUGGAAUCAACAGCAAAUCGAUUCAUCCAGAGCUUAUACGAGCGAUUAAGGCAUCGAGAAUCUCAAUCGUCAUUCUAUCGAAGAACUACGCUUCUUCGAGCUGGUGCUUAAACGAACUGUUGGAGAUCAUGGAGUGCAAAGAUUCCCAAGAGCAGAUGGUGAUGACAGUUUUCUACGAUGUGGAUCCGUCUCAUGUACGGUACCAGAUCGGAGAUUUUGGGAAGGGCUUCGAGAGAGAGAAGUUGUUUGGGGAAAACACAUGA